This is a messenger RNA of Strongylus vulgaris, 822 nucleotides long. The record is from the annotation of a GenBank genome assembly. Lineage: Eukaryota; Metazoa; Nematoda; Chromadorea; Rhabditida; Strongylidae.
GGUAUCCAGUUCGUUUACAAUCUUGCCGCAGAUGGUACGAUUGACAAAGGACCGCAUAUGUUUACCUACAGAAGCUCACUUCUGACAAGUACUCGCGAAUGGCUUCCUUGCGUAGAUGCACCUGAUCAGCUUGCUCUGUGGCGCAUACACAUAACGUGUGAAAGUUGGCUUACCGCUGUAGCAAGUGGGGAUUUAGUUGGGUAUGACAGCAAUGCCGAUAGCCAUUUGCGGACGUGGAAUUACCAGCAGUUAGUGCCAACUGCCGCUUGCAAUAUCGGUUUUGCAAUUGGGCAGUUCUCGACGUACACAUUGCCAGAUAUGGCAGAGAUAACCAGUUUUGCACCCGUCGGACUGCUUUCAUUAGUGAAACACACGGUAGCGCCACUUGACAAGAUUCUUGAGUAUUUUGAAGAACUGCUAUCGUGCCGAUUUCCCUACCCUACCUAUAAACAAGUUUUCGUUGAUAUGGUAAGCUUUUUCAUUCUCUACGCUAAAUGCUAUGGAUUUGGUCGUUUUCAGAUUCCCGAUGAAGUCACCAGCUACAGCAGUAUGACCAUCUUUUCGAUAAGUACACUCCAUCAUAAGAAAAUUAUUGAUGCUGUACAGGAAUGUCGUCAGUUAUUAGCAGUGGGUGCUGCCCAGCAAUUUUUUGGUUGCUUCAUAUCGCCAGCCCAUUUUGUUGAUUGGUGGUUGGUACGGUCGUUGUCGAGGUUUAUAACAUCACUUUAUAUCGAGAAAAUGUUUGGUACCAGCGAAUAUCUUUUCCAAAUCAAGAAAUUAAUGAAUACUGUUUGUGAUUAUGAAUCACAAUGGGGAAAAGUA